GGGAGGCUGAGAAGUGAACCGUCUGUGAGCCCCGUUUAAUCUGGGAACAAGGGACUUUUCAGCAUCUUCGUCGGCCCUGGGAAGACCAUGGCUCUCUCCAGGAUCCGUCGAGAGUCUCUGCUGGUGAUUUUACUGCAAAUCGUGCUGAUUUGCUCGGCUCAGAGGGGCCCAGUUGGUCCCAGAGGGCCCGCAGGGCCGCCUGGAGCAUCCGGCGUGCCCGGAGUGGACGGCAUCGACGGCGACAGAGGAGAAGACGCAACAGUGAACGGCGGACCAGGUGCUGAUGGUGAUAACGGCAAAGACGGAGCUCCAGGAGCUGCAGGACUUCCAGGCGCAGAUGGACCUGUUGGACCGCCUGGAGAUCCAGGCCCAGUGGGCAAACAGGGGCCUAAAGGAGAUUCUGGCCCUAGUGGACCUUCUGGGGAGCCUGGUGUAGGACCUGAUGGGCUCGAUGGUAUUCCUGGAACAGAUGGACUACCAGGUGAACUGGGAAAAGUUGGACCUGCUGGAGCGAGAGGAAAGAGAGGUCCAGUCGGGCUUCCUGGUGUUGCUGGGCCAAGAGGUCUACCAGGUGUAUAUCAAGGCGAGGACCUGUGUCCCAACGCCUGCCCCUCUGGUCUACACGGACACUCUGGUCUCCCCGGCAUGAAGGGCCACAAAGGAGUUAAGGGUGAAUCUGGUGAGCCUGGAAGACAAGGACACAAGGGAGAAGAGGGUGAUCAAGGACUGCCUGGGGAAGUUGGAGCACAAGGACUACCAGGACCAGGUGGAUCAAGAGGCCUCCCAGGAAUAUUGGGCUCCAAAGGGGACAGGGGACCUCGGGGAAAACCUGGUGAUUUAGGUCCUCAGGGAAUUCAGGGAGGUCCAGGUGAUCGAGGCCAAAGAGGAGCCAUCGGUGAGCCAGGCCCAGCAGGAGUUCAUGGGGAUCUUGGUCCACCUGGAAUCAGAGGAGUACCUGGGCCAAAAGGAGAGCCUGGCCUCCAUGGUCCAGACGGACGUGAGGGAAUACCUGGGCUGCCAGCGUCGAAGGGUCUUCCAGGGAAAAGUGGGGCUCCAGGUGAUGCAGGCCCUCAAGGGCUUCCUGGUUUGCCAGGCGCUUAUGGACAAAAAGGUCAUGCUGGUGUAGAGGGUGUCACAGGUGAUCCAGGAGUUGUUGGUCUGAUGGGGUCACCAGGAAAACAAGGCGAGCGUGGUGAGCAGGGAGAAGUCGGACCUGUGGGACCCCGAGGAGGACCAGGAGAUCGAGGAGAAAGAGGACACCAGGGACCUGCCGGGUUACCAGGAGCCAGGGGAAGCAGAGGGGAUCCAGGACUCCCAGGACUUCCAGGUCCAGCUGGUUAUCGUGGCCAGAAGGGCGAAAGAGGUGCAGUUGGUCUUGACGGUCCACAGGGAGAACAGGGACCUUCAGGUGCUGAAGGAACAGCAGGAGAGAGCGGAGAACUGGGGGAUCAAGGAGAACCAGGAGAGAAAGGAGCGACAGGUCCACCAGGAGAGACAGGAAAUAAAGGACCAGAGGGUGGCCGAGGACAGCAGGGUAAAGAAGGCAAAUUGGGCCAGCCAGGACCUCGCGGCAUGCAGGGAGACAUGGGGGUACCAGGCCUGCCUGGGGGUCAGGGCCCAGCGGGAAAAACCCCAACAGACACACAUAUCAAACAAGUCUGCAUGAGGGUAAUGCAAGAGCAGCUGGCCCAGCUAGCAGCCAGCCUCAGUAGACCUGAGUCAGGUAUCUCAGGGCUUCCCGGUCCUCCUGGCCCUCCUGGACCUCCAGGAGUCACCGGAGAGAACGGUUUCCCUGGACACACCGGCUCAAGAGGACUGCCCGGUCUGAAGGGUCCAGCUGGGGUGAUGGGUCGCAAAGGAAUCAAAGGUGAUCAGGGUGACAAAGGGGAUAGAGGACCUACAGAGAGAGGAGCCAAAGGAGCUCCAGGUGCCCCUGGUCUACCAGGUAAUGCCGGUCGGGCAGCUUAUGGCACAAAUGGCCGUGAUGGAGAGCGAGGACCCCGUGGUGUUCCUGGAGCAGUGGGCGUUCCUGGGCCUCCUGGUACUCCAGGUCUGAACGGAUACUGUGAGUCGUCACAGUGCAUCUUACCCAUGGUGGCAUCGCCAGUUUCUGCAAAGGACUCCGGCAUGAAGGGCCCAAAUGAAAUGUGAGGAGGAGUCAGAGUAGAAAUCUGAGAGACUGGAGGAGAACCAUUUGGUUUUGUCACUUGGUUUGUAUGUUUCUUCUUUUCAUUUGGUCCUCUCGUCUUGAAGUUAUUUUUAUCUCUUGAAGCCAUCUUUGUGGUUAUAAAGGUGGACAAUGAACAGCACACCUCGCAUUUUGAAGCUCCUUUGCAUAAAAAAAUUACCUCAAUUUUUCCAUCUCUGUACAGUAAAAGCUGAAAAAUUAAGAGCUCACUGUUUUUGUAUAAAACUACCAGUCCCAUUUCUUUCUGAGCAACAACAAGACAAGUCCAAAAGUUUUCUGUAUGUUUAUGUAAAUGUGUCAAUACAAAAAUUACACUGCUGGAUGACAUACAUUUUGUUGUAUCUUUGUUGUUUAUCCACUUAAAUCCCUUUUUUCCCCUAAAUGUUGAAUAUGUUUAAUGAUAUCUCUGUCAUGACGACUGUUGUUUUUGUGACUGGAUGGCGGUUAGCAGUUUUCUAUGACUUCUUAUUUAUUAUAUCAAAGUUCAAAGUGACAUCUUCAAGUUGUA
Labrus bergylta (ballan wrasse) is the source of this 2696-nucleotide messenger RNA. It is a transcript of the gene col9a1a, whose product is annotated as collagen, type IX, alpha 1a. Lineage: Eukaryota; Metazoa; Chordata; Actinopteri; Labriformes; Labridae. Gene Ontology annotation, biological process: extracellular matrix organization. The record is from RefSeq and is a predicted model, not a curated record. Gene Ontology annotation, molecular function: extracellular matrix structural constituent conferring tensile strength.